Molecule: messenger RNA, 4899 nt
Organism: Doryrhamphus excisus (bluestripe pipefish)
Lineage: Eukaryota; Metazoa; Chordata; Actinopteri; Syngnathiformes; Syngnathidae
Source: RefSeq, a predicted model, not a curated record
UUUGUCUUGAACAUACAAACACCUGCCUGACAAAGGAUGAUGGAUAUUCCAGCAACGCAGAGACUUGAAUGAUUCACAGCGUUCUUUCUUUAGCAGCCCCCGAGGCCUACACACGUAAUCACACACACUUAAAAUAAACACGCUUUCUCAACUGACAGAAAACGACUGAUAGGAACACUACACAUACACUAUGCAGUAUUAUUUUCCCUCCGAGGAGAUCAUCAUUAAGCAACACACGAUCUUUGGCAUUGGUUCCACCAUGGUCACCUGGCAACGACAACACUCAUGAGCUCUGUGGAAGAUCGGCAGGCAGCAUACAACACAACAGGUUUAUAGAAGGAAAAAAACAUGGUGAAACAGACAAUUCAGAUAUUUGCUCGUAUCAAGCCCACUAAAAAAAACACCGCGGUGUACUCUGUCAACAGUGAAGAGCAGGCAAGCACGUUUUUGGAGUUUGUGGUGCCCAAGGACACGGCUGAUGGUUUUGUUAACAACAAGAGGGAGUGCUUUAAAUUCAGGUUCCAAAAGGUGUUUGAUCAGGCAACCAAACAGGAAAAUAUAUUUGAAGACAUCGCCAAACCCGUCGCAGACAGUGUAUUGGCAGGCUACAAUGGCACCAUCUUUGCCUAUGGCCAGACAGGCAGUGGGAAGACCUUUACCAUCACAGGAGGAGCAGAGCGCUUCAGCGACCGUGGCAUUAUUCCCCGUACACUUUCAUACCUCUAUGAGCGCUUCAGUCUGGACAGCAGUACUGUGUAUACGACACACAUCUCCUACCUGGAGAUUUACAAUGAAAUAGGUUAUGACCUUCUGGAUUCCAGACAAGAAGCAUCUCGAUUGGAGGACCUACCAAAAGUAAUUAUCAUGGAAGAUCCUGACCAGAACAUCCAUCUCAGGAAUCUUUCAUUGCAACAGUCUGCAAAUGAAGAGGAGGCUCUCAAUCUCUUGUUUUUGGGCGACACCAAUCGAAUGAUUGCAGAAACUCCUAUGAACCAGGCUUCCACACGUUCCCAUUGCAUUUUCACAGUGCACUUGUGUCGGCGUGAGCCAGGCUCUGAUACUCUGCGACGCUCCAAACUUCACCUGGUAGACCUUGCCGGGUCAGAUCGAGUUAGCAAAACAGGCCUAAAUGGGCAGUUGCUCACUGAAGCCAAAUACAUCAAUCUGUCCCUUCAUUACUUAGAGCAGGUGAUUAUUGCUCUAUCAGAGAGGAAUCGCUUCCAUAUUCCGUACAGAAACUCCAUGCUGACUUCUGUGCUGAGAGACAGUCUCGGAGGCAACUGUAUGACCACCAUGAUUGCCACUAUGGCGGUUGACAAGACUAAUCUAGAUGAAUCCAUCUCCACAUGUCGCUUUGCUCAGCGGGUGGCUAUCAUCAAGAACGAGGCCGUAUUGAAUGAAGAACUUGAUCCUGCCCUGUUGAUAGCUCGCCUGAAACAGGAGGUUCAAUCUCUAAAGGAGGAGCUGUCCAUGCUGACAGGAGAGGAGCGAGAUGGCCAGCUUGCCGUAGAGGAGAUCCAGAAGUUGGAGGAGUUGGUCAAGGCCUUUCUAGAUGAUCCUGGUCCAGACGUAACACUGUCUUUGGGGCCAGACAUGAGAAAAAUCCAGUACUGCUUCUCCCUGUUGAAGACAAUGAUUCUGGCCAGUCGAGUUGAAAGCUGCAGUAGUUGUGAUAUGCAGACAUCACCAGGAGUCAGACCAGAGGAAAAGGACUGUGAGCACCACAGUGAAGAAGAAGUUGCCAAACUAAAGGAACUGUUGAUGCAACGCAACAAUGAGAUCAGUAUCCUGGUUAGGCUUUUGAAGAAGGAGAAAAAAAGGGCAAAGGAUGCCAUAACUCAGCUCGCCAGUAUCAGCGACAGAGAGAAAGAUGGCACCACGAGUGAUUCCAGUUUAUCAGCAUUGCCACCAUUGAAGGAUGGAACCAAUGAACCUACCACAAAUGGUCCUGCAGGACGAGCUGUAGUGUACAUGAAAAGAGGGCCGCAGCUGUCAAUGGGUAAACAAGAGGCCUUUGAGACCUUUAUUACAGACCAUGAAGAACAUCUCAUCAUUGAAGACAACAGGAGUCUGCUCAAACAGAGGUCAGCAGAGGCCAGAAAACUUGGGGAACAACUUAAUGACGCCAAACAAAAAAUCAAUGACUUUAAGAAGCAGAUAGAAGUACGUCGGAGACAGAGAGCGGUUCAUGGUGUGACAGGAAAUCAUCAAAACAUUGUGGAGGACCUGGACCUAGUGGAGGAAAACCUGCGCAAAAAUAUUGAGCAAGAAAAAAAAAAUUACAAGAGCACUGUUGCACGUCUGAAAGCAUUGAAAACAGAGAUUGAGCACCUCCAGCUGUUGUUGGAGAGGGCAAAGGUCAAACUCCAGAAGGACUUCCAAAAGUGGUGGAAUGAGGAGGCUUCCAAAGUGCAGGAAACAGAAGCCAGAAGUCAAACGAUAUCUCCGUGUGGAACCUUACAGCCAUCCUCACCUUGUAGUCCGGGUUUUGAAUAUAUGCCAGCUAUACCUGGUGCGUGGGGCACUGUCAAACCUGACCCAAUCAGAGCCUGUUCCAGUUCUUCCGGUCAGAACUUUAGGAUUGUCAUUCCCGGUAGGAUGCCAGAGGAAGAAGUGUCUGAGGUCACACCUUCAUCAGAGUGGAGAGCCCUUUCCACAUCUUCACUGUCCCCUUCUUCUAUCCCACUGACUGGAGACCAACAGGCUGAUGCAGACAUCCUGGCCUUCAUCAGAGCCCGACAAAACCUCCUCAACAGGACAGGGAGCACACACAAACAACACAGAAGCUGACUUGUUUCACCUUAUCUAUUUUACAGUCAACACUGCCCUCUAGUGGUAUCAGGUAUGAGUCCCCACUAUAACCAAUGGAUGUAUUUUUUGUAUAUACAAUAUGCAGUCUGCAAUCUAGAGAUCAGAUUAUAUGUUUCUAAUAUAAAAUGUAGCUUAUUCUGGCAGGUCAGAUGGUGCAUGGAUUUCAAGCCGUGCACAUCUUUCUAACUUUGUUUCGUCGUUGCGCUUGUCCCCCGCACUGACCUUUGUGUAGCUGUUUGCUUUGGCAGAUGUUAAAGUGGAUUUGCAUGUCUUGUGGUACCAAAAAGGCUGAGCUUAUAUAAACAGAAAGAGUAGUGGCCCAGUGUCCAAGGACAUCAGGCAAAAACAAAACACAUUUAGGAAGACAUUUCAGCAAUGAUGUCAAUGGGCCUUUACAGUGCAUAUGUUGCCAUACCUGUACAAUGUACACAUAUUGUACAUUUUACACAGAUGAUCAAGAAGAAAGAAAAAACAACUGGAUCCCAACCAUAUUAAGAUCCUGUGCCAACACACAUCCUGCCAGAGAUGCUGCCUCUGUAAUAAUGAGCCGCAGCCUGGUAUAAAUCAAACUGUGUCAUCCAUUUGAUCUGAACAAAUGUUGUUUCCAGAGGUUUCCACUGUGUUUUUGACCAGAAAAGUGCAUUAGAAGCAAGUUGAAAAAAACAAAAACGAUACACCCCCCUUACGUUUUGGUCAAAAAUCACACAAUUCAAACUCUGGCAUUUUAUGCCAUUUUUGGGUGCUUCUUUGUCGUGAGUCAUCUUCUUCAAAGUUAAUAUGUGCUCAAACAUGAAUGCAUUUCAUUUUACUGUGCGGUUUUACUAUUUUACACGUGGCAAACUGUCAAAGACUGCAAAUAUAAAUAGUUAUAAAUAUAUGUGCAGUAGGAAAACUCUUUUUACAGCACCUUGCGAAGUAGGUACAUUACUGGAAAUACAUGAUCUCUAAUGUUCAUAACGAGAACAUCCCUUUUCUGUAAAUUACAACAACAAUAGUAAAAAUAAAUCGCUAUCAUUAGCUGACAGCCAACAUAACUAGUGCAUGUGUGCAUGUUACAUCAGGCAUAGUCAAACAGGACAAGGGUAGGCUAUGAUGCUAGCAGUACAUUUGAACAUGAGCACCCUGCAGGCAGGAGGAGGAAUCUGUUGCAAUCAGUCCCUUUAAGUCUGGCUCGAAACGCAGUCUUUGCAUAAGAGCAAGUCAUAAGCACUUCAUAAGAAAGUCCUUAUAGUGGCCUACAAGAAGAACUACACAACGUUUGUGCACCUCUGAGUGAACUGACAACACAAAGUUGUGCUAUUUAUCCUUUCACUUUACUGCAUUAAUGCAAAUUCCAUGCCACCAAUGCAGAUCCAUCCCACAUUGCUGUCUCAGGGCUUCUGACUAAUUCACUGCAUCUGUCAGCAUCUGCCGUUCAUCAAUCUGAACUAACCUGUCCCCUCAGAGCCAUUACUGAACACUCACCCCCAAAAGAAUGAACAACCACGUCCAACCUAUUUGCGUGGCUUUGCAUUGAUUUGUUUGACAGGUGACAAGCAGCUGCACAAUUUGCAUCCUGCCUUGCCUUGGAGACAGUCUUGAGUCUUCUUAAAGUAAAUCCAGGCAUCUGUUUAAUUCUUUUGAUUGCUUCCUUCAAAGCGCAAGUGUAGAAAUAUUGCAUAUAUGACGUAUACAUGACGUUAUCUGACAACAUGUAGUACAGUACUUCAGAUCAUACUGCAUGUCUGGAAGAAAUCACUUGCUAUGAAAUGUCCAUUUUGAUUUACCUUUAAAUUGCCAAAUGUGAUCCCUUGUCCUAAAGGCACCUAUCCUGAUCAAAUGCUUUACAUCAAUCAUAUUGUUUUAGUUUUUCAUAAACCAUGCCACUUAUCAGUCAGCAGAUCAGCAGGAAAUUAUCUUGUAAAAACAUGACAUUUGAAACAAAGUGUGAGGUAAUAUAGGAGAAUUACCACUAUUAAUACUAGUACAGUCAAUCACAAGUCAACAAGUUAUGAGAAUGACACAAAUAUUAAUUUUCACAAAGUCGACUGCUUCAAUUUUUAUGAUUACAAUUUGCAUAUACUCUAGAAUGUUAUGAAAAGUGAUAAG